Messenger RNA from Apis dorsata (giant honeybee), 1571 nucleotides. RefSeq names its product RNA-binding protein pno1. Gene Ontology annotation, molecular function: RNA binding. The coding region runs from base 113 to 832 and encodes 239 amino acids. The transcript has 3 exons. NCBI's taxonomy places the organism in Eukaryota, Metazoa, Arthropoda, Insecta, Hymenoptera, Apidae. The record is from RefSeq and is a predicted model, not a curated record. Gene Ontology annotation, cellular component: nucleolus.
AAAUAUAUAUCAAUAUAAAGAGCAUAACGGUAUAAACGGGAUAGUAUUCAGUGUUAUACAAUUAAUUAUACAAUUUAUAUUUUGUAAAUAAAUAAAAUUUAUAUUCUUAAAAAUGAGUAUAGAUAAAGAAGAAAAGAAUAAUUCAGGAACGAAUGAAUUUAUUAAAUCUAAAGAAAGAAAAAAGCGACAUGCAAAUGAAAAUCAUAAUAUGGAAAUUGAAGUAAUUAAUGGUAUAGAAGGAAAAACAAAUUCGUAUAUAACCUCAAAAAGAGCUAAAACUGUACAAGGCAAUGAACAAAGGAAGAUAUCUGUACCUGCUCAUAGAUAUACUCCUUUAAAAGAAAAUUGGAUGAAAAUAUUCACACCCAUCGUUGAACAUUUGCAAUUACAAAUUAGGUUUAAUUUGAAAACUCGAAAUAUAGAAUUACGAACAGCUCCAGAAACUCCUGAUAUUGCUAAUCUGCAGAAAGGAGCAGAUUUUAUAAAAGCAUUUAUUUAUGGUUUUGAAGUAGAAGAUGCCUUAGCUUUGUUACGUUUAGAUGAUUUAUUUGUAGAAUCAUUUGAAAUUCAAGAUGUAAAACCUCUAAAGGGUGACCAUCUUUCUAGAGCAAUUGGAAGAUUGGCUGGAAAGAGUGGAAGAACAAAAUUUACAAUAGAAAAUGUAACAAAGACUAGAAUUGUACUGGCAGAUAGUAAAAUUCAUAUACUCGGUUCUUUUCAAAACAUACAGUUAGCAAGAAGAGCUAUAUGUAAUUUAAUUUUGGGUAGUCCUCCAUCAAAAGUUUAUGGACAAUUAAGGAAUAUAGCAAGUAAAAUUUCAGAACGAUUAUAAAAUAAACACAAGUCAAAUUGAUUUAUAUAUUUAUAAAAACUUUUUCAGUUUUUAAAGAAAUUAAACAAUUUAAAUAAAAUUUAAUGUAAAUCCCUUAUAUAUAUAUAAUUAUCUUUCAUUUGACUUCAUAAAUUAGUCUUCAUUUAAAGAAGUAUUUGAUAUUUAUAUUUCCUUGGGACUUUAUUAAGAACUAAUCUACCAUCAUAACUAAGUGAUGCAAAUGUCCAAGGAUCUGCAGAUGACCAUUCAACUGCAUAAACACUAUCUUCAUGUUCUUCAUAUCUACCAACAACUCCAUCUUCAAGUCUAAAAAUGAUAUAAUUUAAUUUUCUAUAAUAUAAUAAUUUGAUUUAUAAUAUCAUUUUAAUUAUUAAUUAUUACUUGUUCUUCUUGCAAUUAUAAUCAUUUUGUGUACAAUCAUCUUCAGGGGAUACUAUAUGUCCAAAAGAUUCUGAAGAUAUUGAAGCAAUACUACAUAAUAUUACUCUUGAAUCACUACUUGAAGAUAAAACUAAUUGAUCAUGAAAACGAUUAAUUCGAAUACUCCACACCCAAUGUGAAUGUUCCAUACAAGACAAUACUGGUUCAGAAGGUGAUCGAAUAUCCCAAAAUUUCAUGUAACCAUCAUCUCCACAUGUAGAUAAAAUAUAUUGACGAUUCACAUUAAAAUCUAAAUCUCUGAAUGUAAUAUUAAUUACUUAUUAUUUUAUAAUUAAAUAUAAAAUCAAUACAAAAUAAA